Molecule: messenger RNA, 1259 nt
Organism: Psammomys obesus (fat sand rat)
Lineage: Eukaryota; Metazoa; Chordata; Mammalia; Rodentia; Muridae
Product: calcitonin gene-related peptide 2-like
Exons: 7
Coding region: 379-834 (151 amino acids)
Cellular component (GO): extracellular region
Molecular function (GO): hormone activity; calcitonin receptor binding
Source: RefSeq, a predicted model, not a curated record
CGCCCUCCGAAAGCCUCAGGCAUAGUUCUUCCCACACGCUGUAAUCCCCAGCACUUAGUUGGGCACCAGGGGAGUCCUUGGGCAGCAAUCGAGCAAUGGAGGGGGAACACCUAAGCUUUGGGGCAAUGACCUCAAAGACAAGAGAGUGGACAGCUGCUUCGCUCCUGCAGGAGUAUAGAUCGCUUCAGCUAUAAAAACUGUGAAAGCUCGGUCAGAGCUCUGAUUGGUGGAGAGAUCUACUGCGGACGCCCCCCCUCCCCCCAGAUCAGACAAUAAGAGACCAGAGCUCCUGGGGACAAGGCGUCUACAGCCCGGUGUGUUCUUCUCGAGUAGACACUUCGCUGUCGGCCGUGCCGCGCUCGGGUUACCAGAGACACCAUGGGCUUCUGGAAGUUCUUUCCCUGUCUGGCUCUCAGCAGCAUAUGGGUCCUGUGCCUGGUCAGCAGCCUCCAGGCGUCACCUUUCAGGUCAGCUCUGGAGAGCAGCCUAGACCUGGCUACCCUCAGCAAAGAGGAAAAACACCUGCUGGCCACACUGCUGCAGAACUAUGAGCAGAUGAAGGCCAGAAAGCUGGUACAGAAGGAGCAGGAGGCUGAGGGCUCCAGCUACCGCAACAAGCGGCAGGCAGGUACUUCUGAGACGAAGCUGCAGAUCCUGCUCUUAGCCUCAAAAAGCAACACUGCCCAGAAGAGAUCUUGCAACACUGCCACCUGUGUGACCCAUCGGCUGGCAGGCUUGCUGAGCAGAUCGGGAGGUGUGGUGAAGGAGAACUUCGUGCCCACCGAUGUGGGAUCCAAAGCCUUUGGCCGGCGCCGCAGGGACCUUCAGGCCUGAGUUACAUAGAGCUGAACUCACCACACCUAUUAAUGUUUAUUAAAAACAACCUGGUGAGAAGACCCCGUGGACAAUGCAUACGCUUGCAUCCUAACAGAUUCCUGAGAAAAGCACCGUUGUUUCUUGAGAGCAAAGAAACCGGGUAUAAAUGAGUUAAUUCUGUGUUUGUUUGUAUCAGUCUUAUACUGAGUCUGUGGCUAGUCAAUGUGAUGGCGUCUCCCACUGGCUUUCCUAGCAGCAAACCACAGAGGUUCCCCAAGAGCCAUCUAGCUGAUGGUGGCAGCCUUGUUGAACCUUAGGGAGAUGUCAAAUCACUGCCUCUUACAGCCACUGGGAACUCAUGGUAGAGGAAGUGCUAUGCCUUGAUGUCUCAGAACAUGAUUGUAUAUUUAUUUAAGGAAAUGUCAAAAUUGUACCAUUUGUGA